Molecule: messenger RNA, 14095 nt
Organism: Diabrotica virgifera virgifera (western corn rootworm)
Lineage: Eukaryota; Metazoa; Arthropoda; Insecta; Coleoptera; Chrysomelidae
Product: sorting nexin-8-like
Exons: 8
Coding region: 242-1771 (509 amino acids)
Biological process (GO): retrograde transport, endosome to Golgi
Molecular function (GO): phosphatidylinositol binding
Source: RefSeq, a predicted model, not a curated record
CAGUAUUAAAUGUCAUUUUUUUGUCAACAUUAACACAUGUAAUGUAGGUUAUGUUAAAGUUUUUCCAUAUUUCAUAAGAUAAUUAAAAUAUCCGGUUUUAUAUAUCAUACCGCCUACCAUAAAGUGCCUUAUCAUAUAGUUAUUUUUAGUUGUAAAUGCGUGGAAAUUCCAAAACAGUACGAUUUAGAAGUUGACAGCUAUUUGGAUUUGGAACUUGCUAAUAUGUUGUGGAAAUUACACAAUGUCAACAGAUCUUAGUUCUGCUUCUGUUCCCCAAUUGUACAGACAAGUUUUUGAUGCUUGUUCCAAUGAAGGCCAACCAGUACUUCCUGAUGUUUAUCAAAGUUUACUCUCAAAAUGCAAACUGUCUUCUGCACAAAUCGAAAAAAUUGUUAAGAUAGUGGGAACUUCGGUAGGAGAUGUAAAUAGGACGAAUUUCUAUAAAACCCUUGCUUUGAUAGCUUGGUGCCAGCAAGGAAAACAAGUUGCAGAAAAACUAUUUGAAAAUUGCACAGAAAAAGAAUAUCCAAGUCCAGAGAUAACCGAUCUAGCUCAAAUUAAGAACAUGAAGAUAACGCUUCACAAAAAAUUACGUUCUACUGAAUUUAACUAUUCUAACAUAACGAAAAGAGAUUCUAUUAACGUUCACCUAGUACCUGAAAAGAAAGGGUUGUUUAUAAAAUACUCAGAGUAUAUCGUCACGUCAGAACGAUUUAAGACUAAAGUUACCAGAAGAUAUAAUGAUUUCGUUGCAUUAAAAGAAUUGUUACUUAAUAGAUUUCCUUACAGGUUAGUCCCUUCACUACCUCCUAAAAAAAUGGUUUCAGACGCACAUUUUUUAGAAACGAGAAGGAGGGCUCUCCAAAGAUGGAUGACGCUAGUCAGUCGACAUCCCAUCAUAUCACAAGACUCGAUAGUGAUAUUCUUCCUCACAGAUCUAGGUCCCGAUUGCCAACAUAGGAUAAAAGAUAUUUUUGGUAGAAUUCCCGAUGAGUUCAUGACUUCCGAUGUUGCCGCUAAUGCGAAGGAACUCUUGCCACCUGAACACAGCCAAAUUGCCGUAAACUCCCAAAAUAUCCGAACAUUGGUAAACGUCGUAGGUAAAAUGAAGCAGUUGACCGAAGCAAACGUUGAGAGGCACAAUUCAGCCGGUAGAGAUUUCGAAGAGUUUAUCAAUCAGCUGAAAUCACUUAGCGCUCUUAACCUUGAUCCUGGCCAGGCUAACUUAGAAAAUUGGAGUGGUAUGCAAAAAGGAUUUAAUGUCCUAUCGAGGGAAAUGGCCGCUUUAAGCAGCAGGUCCAGCCAUCAUGCUUACUUAGAACAGAAUGAUGUGUGCGAAAGGCUAGGACUUCUUUUAGAUAUCCUUGUGGCACACAAAGACUUGUGCGAGCGAUUAGAAAAAGGCCUUCACCAUGAUCACGCUGUAGCUCUUUCGAAACUUCUCUCUAUGAAAAAACGAAAGAUACAAGGCGUUAUUAGAGGAACUGACGCAGAAAGUGUUGAACAUUUAGAAUCUAAAAUGCUAACUCAAGAAAAUGUCAUCACCAACAUGGAGUUACGUGCGGAUUUUAGUUUGUACUGCGUACAUAUGGAAACUCGGUUGGUGUAUUCCUAUCUGGAAACACUGUCAGAUAUUAUGAGGAAUUUAUUGAAUCUCCAAAUUAAAUCUCAUUCUGAGCUUCAAGAUAUUUGGACAAGAAUUCAAAGUUUGGCUCAACAAUUCUUUCGAUGUGAUAACCAAUUAAACGGUGACUUUUUAAAUAAUAACUAGCUAGGGAUUGUAAGAUCAUUUUUAAAUAUGUGUAUUUUAUAAAAGAGAUUUUUGUAUAAAUUACACCUAUAUUUAGAAGAAUAUUAGUUAAACGUUGGAACACUUUUUACGGUUAUGGGAUUUUUCCAAAACAGUCAUCUGAAUGUGGUGUUCGACUCGCUUUGAGGAUUAUCGUAAGUUGACAAAAAAUAUCGUCCAAUCUAAUAUUAUUUUGCGCCAAGGAGAAUGAAUAAUUAUUACUACUUAUUCUGGGUUAAAGGUGGACGGAUUGAUCAAUACUCGAUCCGUUAAGGAACGGGAAAGCAACCAAUCAAUACUUAAUCGCCGGCAGGAUAGUUUCGCCUUAGAUCAAUACUGUUAUUCAGCUGUGUGAUGGAUGACCGAAGUUAUCUUUAACGUUUGAGUUAAAGUUAAGAUUACUGUCAGGUAUAACGAUGCCCAUAACUAUUUAGGUAAAAUUCGGUGUGAUGUAUUCUUCACAGUUAUGAGAUAGUUAUUUUUUCAACUUUAUAUUAGAAAUAACAUUUGAUGAACAAAGUUUGACGUAACAAAGAGAACCUUAUGUAGAAAUAGUACUAGUUGGAGUGAGCGCGAGAGAUAUUUCGGAACAUGCUCCAGGAUGGGUAGAUGACCGUAAAAGUAAAUACCCAUCGUCGGCCACCGUCGAUGACCGAACAGCAUACAGCUGUUCGGGUUCGGUGGUGUUUCAAACGGUAGAUAGAAACAGGGUUGCCAGAUUGGUGUAUUUUCCCACACUUUUGGGGUAAUUUGAAAGCGUCUAGGGAAAUUUUUCUAAGCAGAAAUUGUAGUGGGAUUUUUUGGGGGCGGAAAAUUAUGGAGGUUUUUAAAGGGUCUUCUUCUUCUACGGCACUACAGCCCAAAUUGGGCCUUGGCCUCCUUAUUUUUGCCUCCAGCCUUGCUUGUCUGUGGCUGCUCUUCUCCAUACACGGACUCCUAAAACUGCCGUCCUAAGCCAAAAAGACGCAUCUCAAUAUUUUAAGUUGUUGAGUUAUUGCGAUUUAUCGGUUUUUUAUUACAAGCACUCGUAUAGAUGCGUCUAAUUUUAUUACCAAUUUUUAGGCACUAUGGAGUUAAAAUGCGUCUUUUUCGCUUAGGAAAUAGGUUAAAGAUUGUAUUUGAGGUCCUUAAGAACCAUAAUAUAAAAAUCAAAAAAUUUUGAGAUACGCCCUUUUGGCUUAGGACGGCAGAAAAGGGCUUGUGCGUCGCUGUUUACUGUGCCUUCCCAGCGCUAUCUUGGCUUUCCAACCAGUCUCUUUCCCUGAAUUCUAGCAUUCAGUGCUCUUUUUGGUAGCCUAUCCUCUCCCAUUCUUAUCACAUGCCUGGCCCAUUGCAAUCUUUGUAUUCUAAUGAAGUCUGACAGGGGUGUUUCCUUAUAGAGUUGAUAAAGCUCGUUGUUGUAUCGACUUCUGAAGAUUCCGUUUUCCCUCACAGGUCCUAGUAUUCUCCUCAGUACUUUCCUUUCGAAUGUGUCGAGUUUGUUUUUGGAUGUUUCUUUCAGGACCCAGGCUUCACUGCCAUAUCAUGUUAUUGGUCGAAUUAAGGUUUUAUAGAUUCUCAUCUUUGUAUUUCGGUGGACACUUUUAGACCGAAAUAUAUGGGAGGGGGCAAAAUAAGCUCUGUUUGCCUGCGUUAUUCUCUUCCGUAUUUCUCCAUCUUCUGAUCCGUCGGCAUAUAUUUCUACUCCCAGGUAUGUAAACUUUCCAACCGUUUCAAUGUCAUCUUCAUGUAUAAUGUUUUGUGGGGCUAUAUCUCUUCUCGUCUGAGUCAUUAUUUUUGUUUUUUUCUGUGUUAAUUUCCAGACCUAGCAUUUUUGUUUAUGUUUUUAACUCUGCUUAUGUUUCCCGUGCUCCUGUUGAUGUUCUACUCAUAAUAUUAAUAUCAUCGGCAUAAGCGGCCAAUUGAACCGUCGGUUGGUUAGUAGGUUUCCUCGUCCAGUUUGCAUUUGCCUAACCGCAUACUCCAGUGCCAGGUUAAACAAUGUUGGGGCCAGCCCAUCUCCCUGCUUUAGCCCCUGCGAAAUUUUGAAAAAGUCUGUCCGGUGGUUUUGUAUUCGUACACGUGCCGAGUUUCGUCCAUUGUGGCCUUAAUGAGUCCUAAUAGCUUGUGCGGUAUUGCCAAUUCAGCCAAUAUAUAGUAUAGUUUGUUCCUUUUGACUGAGUCGUAUGCCUGUUUGAAGUCUACAAACACGUUGUGAGCAUCAAUAUCGUGUUACCAUGAUUUGCACAAGAUCUGUUUGACUGUAAAUAUUUGAUCCAGUGUCGAUCAUCCCCGUCGGAAGCCCGUCUGAUACUCUCCAAUAAUAUUUUCUGCUAGUGGUUGGAGCCGCUGGUUUAUAAUAUACGUGAGGACUUUAUAUGCUGUACAUAAUAGAGAGAUUCCACGGUAGUUUUUGCACUGGAGUUUGUCUCCUUUUUUAUAGAUCGGGUAUACUAUACUUUUCUUCCAGUCGUCUGGUAUUUUCUCUUCUUGCCAUAUGUCUUUGAUGAGCGCAUGGAUGUGACUUACUAGGUGGUCGCCACCUAUCUUAUACAGUUCUUCUGGUAUUUCGUCAACUCCCGGAGCUUUAUUGUUUUUCUGGGCCUUAAUAGCUUUUUUUAAGGGGUCAUGGUAAAUUAAAUUUGCGAAUGUACAUAGAACUGUAUAUUAUACUCCCAUAUAAUCGAGGACGAUAGGAACUAAUAAUUAUUUCCAGGGCCCUCGUUGAUAAGUAGUAUAAUUUUGGUUUACUGUUCUCUUCAUUUUACUACUAAUUUAUUAAAAUGCGGCAAAAAUUUAAAUUUGGGGUAUUUGAGCUUCAAUUUGAGGAAAUUUCAGUUUCUAAGUGGGGGAUUUAUAAAAUAUUAUCUGGCAACUCUGGAUAGAAAGCUCAGUAGGCACUUAAGAUAAAAUUUCAAUUUAUAUCUCUCGAUUUGAUUUUUGUAUAAUUUUUAAAAUUGUAUUACCCUUCUAUUCUUAAUUAUUAAAUUAUUAGCUUCUAAAUUCACUUGAUUUCUGUCUAAAAACAAAUCAAAAGAUGAACCUAACCUUACAUAUCCUUACAUAACUAUAAAGUUAUCUCAUAACUUGGAGGUUUAACGUCGCGUUAUAAAGUGACAGUUGAUACAUCAGAUAACUCAAGAACUGUCAAGAAAUGACGCAAAUAGUUAAGUUAAAUUUGAUACAUCACACCAAUUCGAGGAUUAUAACUUAACUACAGGAUAACUUUACGUUAAAGAUAACUUCGGUCAUCCAUCACACGGCUGAUUAGAUCAACACUCUAGUAGGAACGGUUGGCCUUCAGUCAAUACCUUAGGGCCAGUAGAGUUGUUCCCUAAUCAACACUCUGGGAAAACUCACCUCUCUACUGUGGCGAAUGUCGUUGUGGUGGAAGGUAGUGGGAGAACGUGUGUACAGAAAGGCAGCAAGCCAAGGGUACGAGCUGGAGACGCCAUCGUUGCACAAUAAAAACGAUACUCUAAUAAAACACUAACUACUUCUGGAGCAAAAUCAUGUGUCUAUAAAAUAAAUAUGACGAAGCGUUGAUGAUAUUCAAAAGUGAUCCGAACAUCCUUCGUAAUUAUUUUAUUACAUACUAUAUUUUAUUGCAUAUAUUAGAGAAUUGUACAUAAAAUGUGGAUUUUAUUGAGUUUUUGUUUAUAUUUAUCAAAAAUAAGUAUACCAAAAGAUUAUUACUAAUAUGUUUUCAGUUUAUGCAUUUGUACAGUAUUUAUAAAAGAAAAGGCCUAUAUUGAAUCUCGAAUAUCUCAUUAUAUUUCUAAUAUUUUACAACUUAUUUUGAUUUUAAAGGCAAUAUUGAAAACAUAUGCUUCUUGAUGACAUGGAAAAUUUAUAUUUGUUUAUUUUAUCAUUAUCUUUUUUCACAUAGACUCAGAAACUUUUUAGAGCAAUGAAGAAGGUAUCUAGAAUUUUUAAAAUGUAUAAGCAGUCAAACUGUAGGAAAUAUAAUGUGAUAUAUUUUAUGGUAUUUUUUAAAUGUAUAUUGUUAUAAAAAUUACUUACACAUUCCAUGAACAAUUUAUGAUGAUAACUUAUAAAGACUUAAUCAUACAUAUCUUGUUUAACAAAUUUUUUGAGAUUUUUUAGAGAUUAUAUCGUGUUUUAAAUUGUUAUAUACAAAUCUAAUGAAAGCUGUCCCAAUAUUUUUUACAAUUUGUUAGUCAUAAAUUAAUUAAAAAAGUAAACUUUGUUUUGGUAUUUUUUUAAUUGUUACUAAAUCAUUUUGGUGCGCUGAAGUCUAUGAAACUUAGAUCUAUACUGUGCAAUACUUAUACUUACGACUAAGAAUCAAGUUCCUAAAAUGUUAUGUGUAUCCUGUAUUACUACAUAGAUGUCAAGCCGGGAUCGUAGAAUGCUUAAAAUCUCGUGUGAGUUCAACGCAUUUCAAACAAAGUCUUGAAACAGAAUAGGUCAAACCCAAGGUGACUUAAUAGUGCGGGAGAUUCGUGCAAAUAUUAUAAGAAUUGUGCAUUUAAUGAUAGAAGCAUAUCAUUUGGACCAUCAUUUAUACACAUAUAAAGUUUCAAAAUUAGAAUAAUGUUGAAUGGGUUGCAUAUGUGAGUCCAUAUUAAAUGAAGUAAAGAAACACAAACUUACUCACAAUCAUUUAAUAAUACUUCGACGACCGGUUUCGAUCUCUACACUAUUCAGAUCAUCUUCAGGUCGGCGUUACAAGUGAUCAAAUGCUACAAUUAAAGAAAGCCAGAGUUAGAACAUUGGCUGGUUGUAUCAAAAUCCAAAUAGAAAGCCCAAAAAUUUUUGAAAAGUAUGCAACUGUUGACAUUUCAGAACAACAAACUGAUACAUACGUAUGCACCCAUAUGAGAAACAGGUACUCAUAAGCACGCAUACGCACAAAGAUGCAUGCGGUUUAUGACUAUUUGUUGAAUUAAGUUAAAUUUAAAAUUUAUUAAAAACUUUUGUAUAAAUUUAAAAUUUAACUUAAUUCAACAAAUAGUCAUAAACUGCAUGCAUCUUUGUGCGUAUGCGUACCUGUAUAAGUAUAAGUACCUGUUUCUCAUAUGGGUGCAUACGUAUGUAUCAGUUUGUUGUUCUGAAAUGUCAACAGUUGCAUACUUUUCAAAAAUUUUUGGGCUUUCUAUUUGCAUUUUGAUACAACCAGACAAUGUUCUAACUCUGGCUUUCUUUAAUUGUAGCAUUUAACUACUUGUAACGCCGACCUGAAGAUGAUCUGAAUAGUGUAGAGAUUGAAACCGGUCGACGAAGUAUUAUUAAAUGAUUGUGAGUGAGUCUGUGUUUCUUUACUUCGUUCAAAAUUAGAUAUGAGGCCAUCUCAGAUUUUACCUUUUACAAAAAUGGCGGGCAUUCAAAAUGGCGACGAUACAGAUGUGACUAAUAGCACGAUAACUUUUAAACGAAAAGUCCGACUUCAACCAAAUUUGGUAUAUGUGUUCUUUUUUUAUGUAAAGAUCGAGCUCUUGAACCGAAAGAAGCGGUUUACCAGAAGUUGUGUUUUUCCUGAUUUUUUAUGUAAAAAUAUGUUGUUUUUUUUUCAAUUUUUUCACCCUGUAUAUAUUAAUUUUUCAAAAAGGUAAUACCGGCAUUAAAAGAGCGUAAAAAUAUUUUUUAGGAAAUAUUUUGAACUUUUUAGGUAUGUUAAUUAACUAAAUUAUUAAUUAUUCUAAAUGCAUAACUUAUCUUCACAUGUACCUAUGUACGGCUGAUUCGUGCAAAUAAUAUAAGAAUUAUUGGGCAUUUAAUGGUAGAAGCAUAUAAUUUGGACCACAUAUACUACACAUACAAAGGUUCAAAUUUAGAUAUAAGGCCAUCUCAGACUUUGCCUUUUACAAAACAGUCAGGCAUUCAAAAUGGCGACUAUACAUAUAUGACUAAUAGCACGAUAACUUUUGAAUAAAAAGUCCAAUUUCAACCAAAUUUGAAUCGAUCUCUUGAACCGGAAGAAUCGGUUUGUCAGAAGUUGUAUUUUUCCUGGAUUUUUUUGUAAAAAUAUGUUGUUUAUUUUUUCAACUCUUUCACCCUGUAUAUAUUAAUUUUUCAAAAAGAUAAUACGGGCGUUAAAAAGAGCGUAAACAUAUUUUGUAUGAAAUAUUGUGAACUCUAUAGUUAUAUUAAUUACCAUUUAAUAAAUGCAUAACGUAUCUUCACAUGUAGGUACCUAUGUGCGGCAGAUUCGUGCAAAUAAUAAUAUAAGAAUUAUUCUGCAUUUAAUGGUAGAAGCAUAUAAUUUGGACCACACAUACUACACAUACAAUGAUUAAAAUUUAGACAUUAGGCCAUCUCAGAUUUUGUCUUUUACAAAAAUGGUGGGCAUUCAAAACGAAUCUGCCGCCUAUUCGCGGUGUGCAAGUACUUGGAAAGGGAAACGAGAAACGACCGUGCGCGAGUCGCGGAGAAAUAUUGCAUCUAUCUUAAAUAAUUCAUAUUGUCAAUUGAAAUUGUCAAAUUGACGUAUAUUUCAUACCUUCUGUCAUUGACGCAGAAAAAUUAUAUAUUGCUCCACAACAUUGAUAUGAUAUGCAAUUAUUAUAUAAAGGUAAAUCUAAUUAAUUGUAUUUUGCUUGCAGUACUGCAUUUUAAUAACUGAUUUUAUUUACUACAUACAAUUGUUUACGUUUGCUAAACAUAACCUGCAUCUUAUUUUUUCUUCUUAUUAUUUUCUUGGACUAUGGUCUUGACAAUUAUCCAGCAACCAGGACUAAUAUAAUUGGCCAAUAUAAUUAAAAGUGCGAAUAAAAGUACAGAGCGUAGAAAUAGAGGUCGCUUUGCCGAACUUGCACGGUCCCAAUAGGUACAUGUGAACAUCCGUUAUGCAUUUAUUACAUGGUAAUUAUCAUAACUAAAAAGUUCAAAAUAUUUCCUAAAAAAUAUUUUUACACUCUUUUCAAUGGCGGUAUUACCUUUUUGAAAAAUUUAUAUAUACAGGAUAAAAAAAUUGAAAAGGAAACAACAUAUUUUUACACAAAAAAACAGUAAAAACACAACUUCUGGUAAACCGAUUCUUCCGGUUCAUGACCUCGAUCUUAUUCAUCAAAAAAGAACCUAUAUACCACAUUUGGUUGACAUCCGACGUCUCGUUCAAAAGUUAUCGUGCUAUUAGUCACGUAUGUAUAGUCGCCAUUUUUAAUGCCCGCCAUUUUUCUAAAAGGAACAAAAACUGAGAUGGCCUCAUAUCUAAAUUUGAACCUUUAUAUGUGUAGUAUAUGUGGUCCCAAAUUAUAUGCUUCUACCAUUAAAUGCACAAUAAUUCUUAUAAUAUUUGCACUAAUCUACCGCACAUAGGUACGUGUGAAGAUACGUUAUACAUUUAUUAAAUGGUAAUUAACGUAGCUAAAAAGUUCAAAUUAUUUCCUAAAAAAUAUUUUUACGCUCUUUUCAAUGGCGGUAGUAACUAUUUGAAAAAUUAAUACAUACAGGGUGAAAGAAUUGAAAAAAAAGCAACAUAUUUUUACAUAAAAACCAGGAAAACAACUUCUGGUAAACCGAUUCUUCCGGUUCAAGACCUCGAUCUUAUACAUCAAAAAAAGAACCUAUAUGCCAAAUUUGGUUGAAAUCUGACGUCUCGUUCAAAAGUUAUCGUGCUAUUAGUCACAUAUGUAUAGUCGCCAUUUUGAAUGCCCGCCAUUUUUGUAAAAGGCAAAAUCUGAGAUGGCCUCAUAUCUAAAUUUGAACCUUUAUAUGUGUAGUAUAUGUGGUCCAAAUUAUAUACUUCUAUCAUUAAAUGUCAAUACUGACCUACGAAUGUGAAUCUUGGGCACUGAGAAAUUCGAAAAGAAGAAAGAUAGACGCCACUGGAAUGUUCUGUUGGAGACGAAUGCUACGAAUUCCUUGGACCGACCAUAGGACAAAUAAUUCAAUUUUAAGAGAGCUAAAAGUUAGCCAACGACUCUCCAGUAAAGUCCAUCUCCAACAAUGGCACCUGUUUACGCCGUUUCUCCCGCUUGGCGGCGCUAGUGUAGUUGGAGGUCAACGUUGUGACUAUUCGUGAAGAUUGUAUAUGGUGUUUUUGAUUACGAUUUAAUAAAUAAUAAAUUAUGGCCGAAAUAUAUGGAUCUUGGAGUCUGUUUGUGCGUUGAAAAACAAAUUGAGAAGGAAUGCGAGAGUUACUGGAAAAAGGAAGCCCUUACCGAAUGAUAAACUAUAUUAAUCAUCGUCUCAAUGUUUUAGUUCUAUAGCUCAGAAGAGGGUAUUUAUUUAGUAUUGACUCGCUCCCCACACGAGUCUGACAACUGUGAAUAAUAUGAUAUGUGCGAUCUGCCUUACUUUUUUAUCAAUUUAAAAUUCACAAUUAAGUGCGCUCAGCAUUAAUUUUUGUGUUUAUCUCAUUUAAAAAUGUGAUAUUUUCAAAAUAUGGCCGCCAUGACAGUUGCGCAUUUGGUGUAAAUUUGGUUUAAGUAUGAGUUGAGCGCAGUCGAUUGUGCAAUGUUGUCUUAUUUAAAAAAAAUUAUAAUUCCUUAUGGAAAUAUAGAAUGUGUUAAUUUAAUUAAGUACCAUUAUUUGGGUGUUUGUCUACGUGAAAAGCGACCUUAAAUUUAAGAUGAAAUUAGAAAAAUUUAGGGUUAGGUUUGAUCAGGUUAUGUUUUAGUCACUAAAGAAUAUUUGAAUGGUACCUACUAGGUCACUUUAAUUUUCAGUUAUUAACUUGUUUAUAUUAUUUUCGAUUAGGUUAGGUUUGAUCAGGAUAUGUUUUAGUCAUUUUAAAGCAUAUUUUAAAGAUAAUAUGUCACUAAAAUUCAGUUAUUAACUUUUUAUAUUAUUUUCGAUGACGCUAGGUUAGGUUUGGUCAGGUUAUGUUUUAGUCCCUAAAAAUAUUGAGAACUUGAGAAUUAUUUAAAAUCAGUAUUUCACAUUUUUCUAUAUUAUUAUUAUUGCUUCAAAUAUAAAUUUUUUAUAUGUUCACUCCAUAAAAAGCGAUUGUAGAUGUGGCAGCAGUGUGAAUGUAUAUAAAAUUGCAUAUCUUAAUCCGUGCGUUUAUAAUAAAUUUUGAUCUGAAUUUUAUAGUGAAGUAUUCUAUUUUUUACAGUCGAAUCUAGGGGCAAUACGUAAUCUGUUUCAACAAAAUGUUUAUUGCAGAUACGUGCGUUUAUAUUCGGCACAUAUUUAUCCCUUCUUAUUGCUACAAUUCAUUUUUCUCUUCAGAAUAUCUUUGAGAAACCUGUGUCCUGAUGUUCUCGAUAAGCUCAAAUGCAUAGCACAACAUUGAGGGAUUUUAUUUUCUCGAGUUUAAUUCACACAGCGAAACAAAUAUGCAAUAUUUACUUGGAAAUAGAUUGAUUUGAAGUGUUGACGUAAGUUGACGUGACCUCCAACUACACGAGCGCCACCUACGUUGAGCUUUCCAGAUUAGCUGCCAUUAAAAUACUUUGGACAUGUUAUGAGAGCAAACACAGAAAACAUGGAAAGACUCAUUAUACAAGGAAAGGUGGAAGGCCGAAGAUCACAAGGAAGAUCCCCAACAAGAUGGAUCGAUCAAAUUACAGGAAUAUGCAAAAGACCUAUGCAUGCGUUAAAAGAAAUGACCAGAGACAGAGAUCUUUGGAGACGGACAAUACACGACAUCACGUCGACCACUACACUCCCUCCGGGAGGUCAGGAUUGAAUAGAGAGAUCAUUAAAUGCACAAUUGUUUCACGUAUCGGCUGCACUAUGACGAAGACGAUAAAAAAGAUUAAAAUUGAAUAUGCACAUAAGGAGCAGAUACUGGAUACUGCAGUUAAUACUCAACGGAAAGAUCGAGAUAAUAAGAGGAAUUGGUAGGUGGAAAUAUUCAUGGCUCCGAAACUUUCGUCAAUGGACUGGCUUAUCAGUAGGUGACUUGUUACAUGCUGUGCAAGAUCGAGAACAGUAUCGGCAAAUUGUUAAGGAUGCUAUUCACGACUAAAAUUUGGGCACGGUACUCAAAGACGAAGAAGAAUCUAAAAAUACCAUCAGGUCUUCUCUAUUUUGAAAAUUAUAAUAAUUCAGGCGUUUUCCGUGGACUUGUAGAUUUUAUGAAUUGAAUUUAGUGAAUAAAUAUGAAGUCAAUUGAAUUUAGUUAUGAAAGAAGACUUUAAAAAAAUGCUACUGUUUUGGGUGACAGUUCUGAAAUUAUUCAAAAAUAUUUAUUACGAUUAAAAAGUGAAUCUUUGCAUUCAAUGAGGCACUUGAAAAGUGCAUACUUGAAAAUUGUGUAAAAGCUCACCAUUUUAGUGAAAAGGUGAACAAAAAUUUCUAAAACCUUUGUUUCUGACUAACAGACUAAAAAAUAUUGCAGCAUUUUUAUAAAUAUAUAUUAUUACAGAAUGUAUUGAUUAUUAUUGAUAUGAUUAUUAUUAAUGUAUUUAGUUAACAAUAGACAAAAGGCUCGAAUUGGAUCAAAGAUCGUUGUUAUUUAUAUAUUAUUGCACGUUUGUAAGUUUACACUGGUCAGUGUAAUUUUUAUUUAUACAGUCAGAAAAAUGAAAGAAUACCCAUGCGUCAUCGAUGGUAUGCAUACGAAUCAAAUCAAAAAUUUCUAGUCAAAACAAAGUCUAAACUAAGUUAAUACUGAAAAUAAACGGAUGUGACUACUACCCCACCGUACAUUUUUCGCUACGUAAGAAUGUGUCAAAAAUUUUUUGUGAUGUUAUUCUUUUUCUGGUAAUAUAUAUUUAUUGGUGAUAAAUGAUACUAUUACUACCUUAAUUAAUUAUUUGAUAUAUAUUAAUAAUACAAAAAUAUUGAGUAAGCAAAUAUAGUAUUAUGAAUUUCUCCAUGUAAAAGUUGCCAGUGGACGUAAAUAGUAACAGGAAUUUAAAAAAAUAUCGUUUAUGUCAGCUGCAUUAAGUGAUUAAAACGAAAGUAAACUUAAUAAAUUCAGAUCAUUAGGUAUCUAGAUCAUUUUCCAGACAUUAUCUGCAAAUAAAUGUACAUUCGUAAAAAUAUACUAAUCUGUAAUUUCAUACACUAUGAUUGAAAAGUCAGAGUAAUAUGUACACGUUUGGCAAACUCAUAGACAGAAGUUAACCAUAUUGACAGAUGAUUACUUACAAAUUUUAUUGACGUAUUUUAAUUAAAUAAAUACUUACUACACCAAAAAUACAAUAUAAUAUCAAAAUAUCUCUUAAAAUAAUUUAAUUUAUUCAAGUAAAUACGACUGAUUAUUAAAAUUUAUAAACUCUACCAAACCUAACCCAGUUUCACUGUCAAAGUGACAGAAAUCGAAUCAGUCAAAUUAUAGUUGAGCAGCACGAUUACUCGAAUAGUAGUUUAUAUUAUCAUUAUCUCUACUCAUGUUGAAUGUUUUUCUAAGAAUGACAUUAGAAGUACAGAAAUAGUCCAGUGUGAGUUUAAAUUUUCUACUAAAUUAAUAUAACUACGUUGAACAAUUGUAUCGCCGUCUCACUCUGUCAAUUAUGCAUAUGUAACUGCGUAUGUCUUGGAUAACGUUUUUGCUUAGUAGACAACACUAAGGGCCGGUUGUUCGAACGCUAAUCAAAAAUGAUCAUUAUCAAAUAUUGAAUUACUGUCACCAACUGUCAGUGUCAACUUUGUUUGGGUUGCUGAAAACAUAAUUAUGGAUUACAAUUAUGAAAUUAGUUAAUCAAUUAUGUUAAUAAUUGUUAUGUUAAUUGAUUAACUAAUCUCAUAAUUAUAAUCAAUUAUGUUUUCAGCAACCCAAUCAAAGUUGACAUUGCCAGUUGGUGGCAGUAAUUAAAUAUUUGAUAGUGAUCAUUGUUGAUUAGCGUUAGAACAAUCGGCCCUUAAUAAUCUAUCUCUCUCGUUUGUUAUUUAUAGAAAAGGGCAGCAAAUCCAAAAUAUGUGCUUGAUAUGAUCGUUCAUGGGUAUUCUUUCAUUUUUCUGACUGUACAUAAAGUUGUUCCAACGGAUCUUUGUACAAUAUUUAAUGUUUGAUUUACAAACAAGUUAAAUCAAAACAUCGUGAAAAAACAUCAUAAGUGAAAGUACAUCAUAAGUGAAAGUUAAAUCAAAACAUCAUAAGUGAAAAGUACGUCGGCAUGUAUUGUCAAUGUAAUUAUUCGGAAAUGGGUAUUAUCCGGGUGAACAUACUUUAUAAAGUUAUUUUAUUCAAGUGUUUGAUCUGUUUUGACUAUUGAGGAGAUUGAUGGAGUUAACAUUAAACAGCUUGAUACUAAUAAUAUAAAGAUAAAUAUAGAACGGUAAUAAAUAAAUCUAAAAAAAAAACAAAAAGUUAAACAGUAAUCUCGAAAAUAAAUGAAUAAGUUUCCGUCCGAACUAUAGCCAGACUCAUGUAGUAUAACGACAAUUUGUAGGUUACAAAAUAUUGCUUGUCUCAUUAGCUUAAAAAUAAAUAAACUUGUUAAUAAUGGGUAAGGCCCGUAAAUAAAU